Messenger RNA from Corythoichthys intestinalis (scribbled pipefish), 7258 nucleotides. RefSeq names its product signal-induced proliferation-associated 1 like 3 (gene sipa1l3). Gene Ontology annotation, molecular function: protein binding; GTPase activator activity. The transcript is spliced from 23 exons. Bases 356 to 5587 code for a protein of 1743 amino acids. The record is from RefSeq and is a predicted model, not a curated record. NCBI's taxonomy places the organism in Eukaryota, Metazoa, Chordata, Actinopteri, Syngnathiformes, Syngnathidae. Gene Ontology annotation, cellular component: plasma membrane; Golgi apparatus; cytoplasm. Gene Ontology annotation, biological process: establishment of epithelial cell polarity; epithelial cell morphogenesis; activation of GTPase activity.
CUCCGCUCCGCCGUGGUUUCGGUUGAGCAUUCUUGGCAACGUCUCGCUCUGGGAACAGCAACCGGAGGCAGCUUUUUGACCAUGUCGGGAGACUAAUUUUAUUACCGUUUGAGACGAAGGAGGACAAUUGCCGCAGUUUUCAAAGAUCUGUAUUGGACUUAAAAUAGACUAAGGAGUUAAAGGGCUGGUCCAUCAUGGCUCAGUGAAGAAAGCCCCGUGGAGCAACAGUGAUGUUUUUGGACGCCGGAGGCUGUAACAAAGCCAGUCAUCUCUGUUUCUUGCAUCUCACCUGACAUGGGAUGCCAGCCCCCUGCCCACUCAGCCUUCAUCUUGCCCUGAGCUCCCUUGGGGCACCAUGAACAACUACAGAGACAGAGGGGUCACUUGCACCUCCUCAGACCUUCUGGACGGGGGAGGACAAGGUGUGCUGCCUCAGCACACGCCGUUACGGCACACCCCCAAUGGCCACCUGGUCCACGCAGACCCGGCCCUGCAGCCACGCGUCUCUGUGCCCAAAAUGGGAGUCCGCGCCAGGAUUGCCGAUUGGCCCCCACGACGGGCCCAGUCCAGAGAGUCGCUGCUUGAAAAUGGCCAAAUAAGCAGCAGUCACAACGGCGAUGACUGCUCUGCGUCAGUGUCGUCGUCGGCGAUGUCGUCGGACGUCGGGUUGAUACGAGGUGGAGUGGCACGGUUGCCUCGGCGGUGGUCUAAAGAUGUGGAAUUCCGAGGUGCUGAGCGAAGUUCACCUUUGAGCCUGCGCGUCUUUCCCCCGCUGAGACAGCGCUCAAACAGCGAGGUGACGCUUAGUGAACAGGAUGAGAACGAGGUGGAAGUACGUGGCGCAGGAGCAAUUGGGACCUUGUUCAGAGAGUACGGCAGCACCUCCUCCAUCGACAUCCAGGGGAUCCCUGAGCAAAGCUUUUUCGACAUGCUCUCCCAGUUCCACCAGGAGAGACCAGACCAGCGUAGUUCGGCGCCCUCGCGGCUCAAAGAGCUGCUACGUACAACGGAUUCUCAACAUACCGGCGCUCCUUCGCCCGGUUCCACACUGAGCGGAGAUGAACGAAGGAAAGAUGGAUGCGAGCGUGUAAGGAAAAAAAGCGGUGGCACAGAAUCAUCGCUGGGGACUUCGUCAUUGUUCCGGAAACUCCGAGGCGCCAGUCGAAUUGAACAGGACGGGGGCAAAGGGGAGACAAGUGAAUCUGAUGUCCCAUACAAAGCAUGGGUGUGCCCAAAGAGCUUUGUCCACUAUGAUGCACAGAGUAUCCUGUUUGAUCUCCACGAGGCCGCAGCUCAGCGGGGAUACGUGACCCAGAGGAGGAACACUGCCACGGGGGCAUCCGCGGCCUCCGUGUCUUUGUCCACGUCCAAAUCUUUGCCUCUUAGUGGGAAUGAACCCGUAUACGCCAGCAUAGAGGAUUUAACUCUUGGCCCUGACCAUAGCACAACCACACCCUCUACGCCCAUGGACCCUACAGAUAUUCCUCCCGGAUCCCAUAGUUCCAGCCCGCUGCUUCUCAGCUGCCCUCACUUUAUCAAUGAGACUGGGGGACACGGGGAACGUAACAUCAGCUUCCUCAGCUCAUCGGCCGACCAAGGAGAAGGAGGAGAUGCAGUGAGGGGUUGGUUGAGGAGAAGUAACGCCAGUGUUUCCGUUCUGGAGAUGCCUAUUGAACAGCAGGUCACAAGACUGGAAAGACUUAAAGAGUACAGCAUAGAGCAUGUCGAUCUGGGUGCAAGGUACUACAGAGACUACUUCCACGGGAAAGAACACGCAAACUAUUUUGGUACUGAUGAAAAGCUGGGUCCCGUGGCUUUGAGCAUACGUAGGGAGAAACUAGACGACACCAAAGACCUGAAGGAUCAGUAUCAGUACCGCCUGAUUGUGAGAACCAGCGAGCUGGUGACACUCCGAGGGUCCAUCUUAGAGGAUGGGGUGGCGUCAACGGGGAGGCACGGCACGGUGCGAGGCCUGCCCCUCAAGGAGGUCCUGGAGCAGGUGGUCCCCGAACUCAGCGUCUCCUGUUUGAGGCUUGCGGUUGGUACGCCUAAAGUCACUGAGCAGCUCCUUAAACUGGAUGAGCAACGGUUAAGCCAGAAGCACAAGGUGGGUGUUCUACUGUGCCGUGCAGGCCAGAGCACUGAGGAGGAGAUGUACAACAACGAGGAGGCGUCGCCCGCCUUCUCGGCUUUCCUGGAGCUGUUGGGCGAGCAGGUGCUCCUCAAAGGUUUCAGCAAAUAUGCUGCACAGCUUGACACAAAGACUGACUCUACUGGCACCCACUCCCUGUACACUGUCUACCAAGGCUACGAGGUUAUGUUCCACAUAUCCACCAUGCUGCCAUACAUGCCAAACAACCCACAGCAGCUAUUAAGAAAGAGGCACAUUGGGAACGACAUUGUCACCAUCAUCUUCCAGGAGCCUGGAGCGUUGCCGUUCACCCCCCAGAAUAUCCGCUCUCACUUUCAGCACGUUUUCGUCAUUGUCCGUGUCCACAACCCCUGCUCAGAAAACACCUGCUACAGUGUUGCUGUGACAAGAAUGAAGGACGUGCCUCCUUUUGGCCCACCCAUCCCGAGCAGUGUCACCUUCCGCGACUCGGACACUUUUCGGAAUUUCCUGCUAGCCAAAAUCAUCAACGCGGAAAAUGCGGCGCACAAGUCGGAGAAGUUUCACACCAUGGCAACACGGACGAGACUUGGAUACCUGCGCGACCUGGCAGAGAACUACAUCAGCAGCACUCCCAUGGACUCUGCCGGAAAACUUAACAACCUCAUCUCCCUGGCUUCUAAGAAGCGCGAGCGCUCGAAAGCACGAGAGGCGGCCGAGCUGGGGGCCGCCGGGGCCGUCGCCUGGAGGGUCCUGGCUCAGGACUUUAGCGGCGGCGGUGCUGAGCUCCCCUGCGCCUUGGGCUUUUCUGCCGAAUAUGUUCUCCUGGUGGACUGUUCUACCAAAGAGGUGGUGUUCAACUGCUUUUGUGCCGACGUGAUCGGCUGGACCGCCGAGCGAUUGGCCUUGAAGAUUUUCUACGGCAGGGGCGACCACAUUGCAGUGCGGGUGCCUGAGGGCUGCGCACAGGACAUCAGGGAAAUAGUGCAGCGUUUGAAGUCACUGACGGUGGGAUGCGAGACAGUGGAUAUGACGCUGAGGAGAAAUGGAUUGGGCCAACUUGGCUUCCACGUGCGCCUGGACGGCACCGUGGCUGAGGUGGAAGAAUACGGCUUUGCCUGGCAGGCGGGCCUGAGGCAAGGCAGUCGCCUGGUGGAGAUCUGUAAAGUCGCCGCCGUGACGCUUACUCAUGAGCAGAUGAUUGACCUGCUCAGGACGUCGGUCACGGUCAAAGUGGUCAUUAUCCCACCGUACGAAGAAGGCGGGCCGCGGAGGGGCUGCACAGAGGAGUACGAGAUGAAGACCAUGGAGCAGAAGCCGGAAGCUGAGCCUUUGGCCGGGGGCUACCGGCCCUCCCCCCGCUCGGCCUGGCGCUGGGACAGCCCGCCGGUGCCUCAGGGGCUGCAUGGCACCCCCAAUCCGCAGCGGUGGGCCGCCAUGUGCCCCCCACCGCCGCCUCCGCUGCUGCGUUCCUCCCACAAGGCCUUGAUGCCCGUUCCCUACAGGGAGCCUCAACACUUCAACUCUAAGAGGCCGGUCAGCUACCCGGAGAACCACUACAACAUUUCUCCUGGAGGGUGUGACCGAGUGCUGCCCUAUAGAAACCCCUCGGCCAGCUUCUCCUCACCUUCCUCAGGCCUGGUGGGCCUCUCCACCAUGGGGCCGCCUGGAAUUACACCUGGGCCCUUUGUGCGCUACAAGCCUACACCUGACAGGUUCGGAACCAGACAGCCCCCUAUGCUUUCCUACGAGCCUCACCUCAGCAUGGAUAUCAUUUCCAGUGGAGAGUUGUCAUCGGGCUUCACCAGUCAGGAGAGCACUAUGGAGCGCUGCAAAACUGAACCUCUAUGGCAUGUUCCAGUGUCUUCGUCCAGAGUACAAGCUGGUGGAGGAGGAGGCCAGAGGAGGCUCAGACAGGACGUUCAAGGGAAAGACUCUCCAAACCGACACUCAAAGGGUGAUGCCCAAUACUCCAGCCACUCCAGCAGUAAUACGCUGUCCAGCAACGCCUCCAGUAGCCACAGCGAUGAGCGAUGGUUUGAUGGGGGACCCAUAGGCGAUCGAGGGGACAGCGGUUUUCCGGGCGAUGCGACUGAGCCCGAUCCGGACCUUCUCAACAAGGGCGGAUCCAAUGACAGCGGCAUCGACGCCCCGGCCCACUACAACAAUCACAACAGUCGCCACGUUUCCGCCGGCCAGCCUCACAAGCCCUCGCACGCUGCUGUCGUAAGGAGCGGAGGGGGCGACGCCAAGAAAAGGGAGUCUUCACCCGGAAUUUCGGCCGCGGCCAGUCAGAACAAAGGUUUUCGUACUCGGACGUUCCCACCUCCUGGAUCUAGUGCUGAAAAAAUGGAAACUUUCAAGCCAAGAGCCUACACACCUCAGGGUUACAAGACCCCCACUGCGGACAAAGCACAUCCCGUUCGCGCCUCCACCACCACACCCACUUCGGCCCACCUGAGCUCCAAUCCUCUAUCGAGCUCAGCACCCAAGGCCUUUUACGGAAAGAACAGACAAAGCGCCCUGCUGCCAGAAGACUUCGGUCCUUCGCCAUCCAACACAAAGACUUCUUCCGGUUCCAACAACAACAAGACUCAGGUUGACAUCAAUUCAAAGAAUGUGUUCGGACAACCUCGACUGCGAGCGUCGCUGAGAGACCUGCGCUCUCCACGACGGACGUACAAGAGCACCAUCGAGGAUGACUUGAAGAAACUCAUCAUUAUGGACAACCCUGGAGAGUCUCCACAGCGAGAUCCGUCUCCCCGGCGUAAACUGCAGCGAACCUUUUCUGACGAGUCCCUAUGCAGCGGCCGCAGGGACGCUAGCUUCGCCAACUCGGAAAACCAGUCGGCGCCCAUGGACAUGCUCUUCACCUGCACUCUUCCCACGCGCAAGCACUCCAGCUCAUCCAACCACUCACAGUCCAAAAAAGUGCCGCUGUCGGCAUCAGAACUGUCCCUCACUGAGGUGAGAGACAAAGUACCCCCGCUGAGGAGGCUGGACCCCGGACUCAUGCCCCUGCCCGACACGGCCUGUGGACUGGAGUGGUCCAGCCUAGUCAAUGCUGCCAAAGUCUAUGAAGCACAAAGAGCCGUGUCGCUUUUUUCACUCACCGAGACACAAGGUGGAGUAGACAUGAGGCCAGCCGGCAGUCCUGUGCAGUUUCCUACUCCGCAGACGCCACGGACGACACCCACUUUCAGCAGUGACGAGGUGCCAAACGAUUUGUCUGGGCGUCUCCACAACCUGGAGUUGAUGUUGAAACAGCUCAACAAUGACCUGGAGAAAGAGAAGCACGACAAGGUUGCUCUCAUGGCCGAGAUGGCUAACCUGCGCGAGAACAACCAACGGCUGCAGGAGGAGAGCGUAACGGCCAGCGAGCAGCUGCGCAAGUUCAACCGACUCUUCGGCCACCUGGGCGAGGGCGAGCACGCCGCGCACUCCCCGGCACUUCAGGCGCCGCCCAAGAGGGAGUAAAUGUGACUGACCUAGACUGGACUGCCUUAAAACUGGAAAACACAACUCUUUCUGAGACUUUUAUUUUUUUAAGUCCGAGAUGUAUGGUUCGUACGAUAGAGGAGACUGUUUGAAUCACCUGGAGAGGCCUAAACACUGUUCCUGCAAGCCAAACAGCUAAAAACACCAUAAUAAACUACAUCUCCUAUUAUGCCCGAGAAUCCCCGGACGCACUACAUAGUCAUAAGUACUGUUCAUUAGACGCCUGUGAGGUACAUGCUGAUAAUCUAUAUUCUUCUGAUAUUUUUGGUCUACAAGUGCGCGUGUUUAAAAGACAAUUGAGUGACAAACAAGUUUACAGCAAACUCCUGAUUUACACAGAGGACCUUUGGUACUGGAGAUAUUUGUAAUGCAUACAGAAUUCCUGUAGAGGGAGCUGGUGAGCGUGUUUCAAAGAAAAUGCUCCAACAGGACCACAUUAGCUCACCUGCUAACAUAUCUUUUUUGCUAGCGCGCUAACUAGCUAGCUAGUCCUCUUUCUUUUUUUUUCUUUUUUUUUUUUUUAACAUUGAAGCAACAUAAAACCACAGCUCAAGGUGGGUUACUUUUGCAUUUUCUAUGCUGUGAAUGCUAACUAGCCACCCGUCUAAUAAGUGUUUUUCCCGCUAUUGUCACAUUCUCUUAAUUACCAAGCUAGCUCUUGCUAAUUUAAAUGCCACAAGCCAUACUUGUCAUUUUUUUUUCUAUUGACAUAAAGCUAAACUGUCCCGUCGUACUAAAAAUUUCCAAACGGUUUCCAAAAAUAUAUAUUUUCUUCCCAGAAUUGCAAGCUAUUUCUAUACUUUGUAAAAAAAAAAAUUUAAAAAAAAUCUAAUGUGCUUUACUGUACUUGUGGGAGAAAAAUGGCCCCUCAUCCAUCUGUGAAAAAAUACAUUUAUAUACUGUUGAUGUAUUUUUCAUACAGAAACACGGUUUGCGCUUUGCCAGCUGCCAGUACUUUUUGAUAAUUCCGAGAAAACUGUUUGCGGUGACUGGAACUGUUCAAUACUUGGCUCAGGUUCCUCAUGAUGCUGGACCUAAAUACUACAUGAUCACAGGUACUGUUUGAAAAAAAUACAACAUCAUCUUGAUCCUUAUACGCCAUUGUGGCUUUCCCUUUAAUGUGUUUUCUGGAGUUUGGUGUUGACAGAGUUAGGCAGAACAUGGAAAUGGGCUCCCAAAUUGGGGUGAAGUCAACCAAAAUUGUCCCACCAUGCAAUUCUAAAAAGCCCAAUGACGCUCGCUAUGUAAUAUAGUUGUGAGUACCUCCAUUCCUUGCUUUUAAGCUCUUAUGACGUGAAGUCGUUCUUCUUUAUUUCCUCUGUUCAGGUGUCUAUAAGUCUUAUUUCUCAUGUAAAAAGUUUCCUUUAAUAUAAUUGGUUGUUUUAUCAUGUAUAAUGAAGCUAUUUAUAGCCAAGUGAUCCAAGUUGAACAAAUCAGUAAUGGUAAUAUUGUAAUAUUUUCUUUUUGUAGAUGUUUUUUUUUAUAAUUUAUUUUUUUGGUUGUGACUCAUACAACAGUGAGGACGUGAGAGGGUACUGUGUUUUUGUCUUCACUUUUCCUCUUCUGGUUGUUCUGGGCUGUAAUAAGUGUACAUUUAAAGUGUUAAUUAUGUUUUCAUUUUAUACAAAAAUAAAAAUUAUUUCAAGUUUU